This is a messenger RNA of Camellia sinensis, 861 nucleotides long. The record is from RefSeq and is a predicted model, not a curated record. NCBI's taxonomy places the organism in Eukaryota, Viridiplantae, Streptophyta, Magnoliopsida, Ericales, Theaceae.
AUGGCAAGUGGGCAAGAAGAGGUCACAUAUCAAGUCGUGCUAGAGCUGUUGUCCUCUUCUUCUCAUCAAUUUUCUAUUGUCCAAAGCGUUGAUCAGUUUCUCAGUUACCAAACAGAAAUUUUUGACUCUAGAGCAGGAACUGAACUAAUUCUCACCAAGGUUGGAGAUUCUAGUGAAAUUAUUGAAGAACAACCAAUCUGUCAACAGCAGAGGCAAAAUAUUGCCUUAGAGAUACCCUCAAGAACAAAUGAGGGCUCUACUGAGGAUUUUGUCCGAAUAAACAUACCCCUGACACCAAAUCGAACUCCCAAAAGAGUGAAUUUUUCGCCAAUCCCUAGCCCUAGUUACUACAGAUUCAAUGAUUCCCCAAGUCCCUUGUCAACUAGGGCUAAAUCAUCCAUGAAAAGCCUCUUUCCAAAACUAAGCUUCAAAUUCCGUAAUACUACUUCAGAGAUUGAGAGGGCUGCAAUCCUAGCUUUGGGAGAUUCACCAGCAGACACAUGGGAGAAGCCUUUAAUUCGGAGGACAUUGUCUCUUUCAAAACUUUUCACGCCCAAAAUGAAGAGAACUUCAUCUUUACCUGUUACCCCAAUUGCACACUCGAAUCCGGAGUCUAUGCAUGGAGGCAACACAAUUGAUGAUUAUGUUGUGAGUCUUUUGACUGAAAAUGGAAACACCAAGGAUGAUUUGAGGCUCCCCACUGAUGAUGCUCUGCUCCCCACUGAAAAUUCUAGCCAUGACUGGUAUAUUUCUUUAGCCAGGUGGCUGAAAUUUCUAUAAAUGAUUCCAACCAUAGAGCCCUUAACACAUGUUAAAGGCAUUUAUCCAUGUGUUUAGGUACUCCACAGUAAAAACAAACUU